Molecule: messenger RNA, 3191 nt
Organism: Osmerus eperlanus (European smelt)
Lineage: Eukaryota; Metazoa; Chordata; Actinopteri; Osmeriformes; Osmeridae
Gene: snx14
Product: sorting nexin 14
Exons: 30
Coding region: 192-3020 (942 amino acids)
Biological process (GO): autophagosome maturation
Cellular component (GO): late endosome
Molecular function (GO): phosphatidylinositol-3,5-bisphosphate binding
Source: RefSeq, a predicted model, not a curated record
CGGAAAUGGCGUCAACUGGAUUAGGGAAAGGCUCAACUGUCAGGGAAAAUGUACGGCUGAAAUAGGAAAUAACAAACUUGCUUUCAUGAAAAGAAACAUAAAAACAUUAUUCAUAAUAGUGAAUAAUGACGCUGUAUAUGUUUAACCCGUGUUUUUUUUACGUGAAGAGCAAUCUUGCAGGAGUCCAUUAAAUGAUGGCUAAUAUACGAACAACUAUGGAGAAUCUGAAACAAAGACUGAAGAUUGACCUCCUGAGAGAAGUUGGCCGUCAGUAUCCAGUUUUUUGUUUUGUUCUGAUGUUUAUGCUUUCGUCAACUAUACUUCUCAACCGGUAUCUACACAUUCUGAUGGUGUUCUGGUCCUUCCUGGCUGGUUUGAUUACAUUCUAUUGCUCCCUUGGCCCAGAAUCCCUGCUGCCAAACAUCCUCCUCACUAUAAAGCCUAGACACAAAAAAGAGGAACUACAGGAGUUAUUUCCAUCCGGGCACAGCUGUGCAGUGUGUGGGAAAGUCAAGUGCAAACGGCACAGACCAACGUUACUUCUUGAAAAUUAUCAGCCAUGGUUGGGCUUAAAAGUAUGCUCAAAAGUGGACUCUUCCAUAUCUGAGUUGCUUGAGUUGGUUUUGGAAAAUUUUGUGUAUCCUUGGUAUAGGGACAUCACAGAUGAUGAGGAUUGCGUGGAUGAACUGAGAAUGACCUUACGCUUCUUUGCGGCCGUUAUGAUUCGACGAGCUCAGAAGGUGGACGUACCCUCGGUUGUUGCUGGUAAAAUGAUGAAGGCGACCAUGAAGCAUAUAGAAAUAAUAUCAAAGGCCUGGGGAAAAGUGAGGAGCUCAGAGAGUCUACAGCAGGCUGCUCUGGAGGAGUAUGGCCCAGACCUGCAUGUGGCUCUCCGCAGCAGGAGAGAUGAGCUUCUCUAUCUGAGGAAGCUGGCAGAGAUGCUGUUUGACUACGUCAUGCCCCCUAAAGCCACUGACUGCAGGUCUCUGUCUUUGUUAUUGCGAGAGGUUAUGACAGGCUCUGUGAUACUCCCCACUAUGGACUUCAUGGCCGACCCAGAUACCGUGAACCACAUGGUGCUGAUAUUCAUUGAUGACAGUCCACAUGAAGCAGCCAGCGAGCCUUCCUCUGCCCUGGUUCCCUUCCUGCAGAAGUACGCUGACCCACGGAACAAGAAGGCAUCUGUUCUGAAGCUGGACCUGAAGGAGAUCAGAGAGCAGCAGGAUCUGCUGUUCCGCUUCAUGAACUUCCUGAAGCACGAAGGGGCCGUGCAUGUGCUGCAGUUCUGCCUCACUGUGGAGGAGUUCAACGACAAGAUCCUGUCUCCUGAUCUGAGUGAUGCUGAGCUGCAGAGGUUACAUGGGGAGGUGCAGCACAUCUAUGAGACCUACUGCUUGGAAGAGAGCAUUGACAAGAUCAGCUUUGACACCUUCAUUGUAGAGGAAAUACGCAACAUUGCUCACGGUCCAUACAUGGGCGUGGUCAAGUUGCAGACCAUGCGCUGCCUGUUUGAAGCUUACGAGCACGUCCUGUCUCUGCUGGAGGGAGUCUUCACCCCGCUGUUCUGCCACAGUGAUGAGUACUUCAGGCAUCUCCUCAGAGGGGUGGAGUCUCCGACCAGGAAUUCCAGAAUGAGCAGGAAUAGCCUGAGUUUCGAUGAUAUGAGAAACAUAUCAAAGCGGGGGGAGACAUUUGGAAUCAGCAGGAUUGGAAGUAAAAUCAAAGGAGUGUUCAAGAGCAAUACCUUGGAAGGGGCGAUGUUGCCCUCCUAUGCCAUGGUUGAUGCAGAGGAAGACCUGGUGGAGGAGGCCACAGUGGUUGUGGAGGAUGAGUCUCCUGCGGAAGCAUCCAGCAUCCCGGGGGUCCUGAGAAACCUGUCGGCCUGGAGCAUCUCCAUCCCCUACGUGGAUCUGUACGACGACGAGGCCAGGAGAGAGAGGGUCCCUGUGUUCUGCAUUGAUGUGGAGCGCAAAGACAGGAAGGAAGUGGGGCAUGAAACUGAGAAGUGGUCCAUCUAUAGGAGAUAUCUAGAAUUCUAUGUGCUAGAAUCGAAACUCACCGAAUUCCAUGGGUCGUUUGCGGACGCCCAGCUUCCUUCCAAAAGAAUAAUUGGACCAAAGAAUGUCGAGUUCUUGUCUUCUAAGAGGGAGGAGUUUGAGGAGUAUUUGCAGAGGCUACUGCAGCACCCAGAGCUGAGUAACAGCCAGCUGCUUGCGGACUUCCUGUCCCCACACAGUAUGGAAUCUCAGUUCCUGGACAAGAUGCUGCCUGAUGUUAAUCUGGGUAAAAUUUUCAAAUCUGUUCCUGGAAAGCUUAUGAAAGAGAAAGGGCAGAAUUUGGAACCAUUCAUCCAGUCUUUUUUCAACUCUUGCGAGUCACCCAAGCCCAAACCCAGCAGACCAGAACUGACCAUACUCAGCCCCACAGCCGAGUAUGAUAAGAAGCUCGUCAACAACCUGUUCAGGAACAAUGCAAAUCUGUCUGAGACUGUGGAGAGGAAGCAGAACCAGAACUACUUCAUGGAAGUGACCAUAGUUGAGGGAAUGUAUGAUUACAUGAUGUAUGUGGGUCGCAUAGUGUUCCACAUGCCCGAAUGGUUGCAUCACAUCCUCUCAGGAGCGCGGAUCCUGUUCAAGAACACAUUCGAGGCGUACAUGGACCAGUACAUGCAGAAGAAGCUGGAGAGGGUUCUCCAGGAGCACCGUUUGGUGUCUCUCAUCACCCAGCUCAGAGAUGCUGUGUUCUGUGAGAACAGUGAGGAACGCUACACAGAAGACAAGCAGAGGAGAGCCAAACAGACCUUUGAAGAGAUGAUGAGAUACUUGCCAGACAUUGUGGUUAAGUGCAUCGGCGAGGAGGCCAAGUUUGAAGGCAUUAAGCUUCUGUUUGAAGGUUUUCAGCAGCCACUGCUCAACAAGCAGAUGACUUACGUUCUGCUGGAUAUUGCUAUUCAGGAGCUCUUCCCAGAGCUCAACAAGACUGGUAGACAGAGUGAAUCCACAGACUGGUGGACAGAGUGAAUCUGGUCACGGGAGUGAAUGGAUCUAAAGCACAGCUGCUUUAGCUGAAGAACAUAGGUUCAUAGGUUAACUAAAAGGAGUUGCAGUACACUAACAAAUGCUGAUGUCCCUGGGACCAUAUCAACAUUCCAAUGUAAAGUAAUCCACUAAUAAAUAUAUUUAUUGAUUUGA